AUGACACGGAAAUGGAGCAAGGAGCUGCCUGAUGGAGGCCAGGGUGGCCGUGGAGACGGGGGCUGGGGUGGAAUGUGGAUGCCGCUGCCCACGGGCUCGAGUCCUUGGGCAGAAGACACAGUCCUCUUUCUCCUUCCACCUCCUCACCAGCACAUUAGGCUUGUGGGAGGUGGGGUGGAAAGAAAGCCACGGGAAGUCAGAAGGCUGAGGUUCCAGAACCAGCUUGGCCACUAA
Rangifer tarandus platyrhynchus (Svalbard reindeer) is the source of this 234-nucleotide messenger RNA. The record is from the annotation of a GenBank genome assembly. Lineage: Eukaryota; Metazoa; Chordata; Mammalia; Artiodactyla; Cervidae.